This is a messenger RNA of Babesia bigemina, 1494 nucleotides long. RefSeq lists its product as hypothetical. Lineage: Eukaryota; Apicomplexa; Aconoidasida; Piroplasmida; Babesiidae. The record is from RefSeq and is a predicted model, not a curated record. The transcript has 10 exons. Bases 1 to 1494 code for a protein of 497 amino acids.
AUGCGUGAUCAUAUGACGCAGGUGACGCGUAUAGACGUCAUGGCGGACAUACCAAGUGGUUACCCACAGCCAUGUUACGAAAUGCGAGAGGUGAAGGAAGUCCUGUUGGUGGAGCAUCUGGCAUGCGUCCUAAUGCGGAGCGGGCUCGCACGAUGCUACGACGCGCGGGACGGCAAACUGGUGUGCGAACUCAACCCAGUGGACCGCUCGACAGUGCACUUCGCAGCUGUGCAUACGAUGGUCCACAACCCCUCCAACGACACGCUCAUAAUAGCGUACUCAUCGCUCCCCGCCCACUUGCAGUGCAAGGUCGUGCUCCUUCAGUCGCUCAAAAUGGGCAAGUUGGAGUCAUACGCUACGAGCCACCAGUUUGAAUGCGUCGUUCUCCGGCACCCUGCAUUCUUCGAGUUCUGCGGCAUGAACAAACGCAUCGGAGCCGCUGACUUGUACAAACACGUGUAUAGGUUCUGGGAUAUGACUACCUACGAGCUGGUAUUCGAAAUACAGGGGAAUGGGUACCAGGAGAUGCGGGUGUCUGACGGCGUCGUGGUCAUGCUCAGCCAGCCCAGGCAAAACUUCAUCCCUCUCAGCCUGUACGACAUAGAGGACGGCAAAUUACUGGUAGAUCCCCAACUCCUCAACGCGAUAUGCAAGCAGGCAACUCGUGAAAUCGAGAUCGUACAGCACCGUGAACUUCAGUUUCUCGAACUACUAGUGACACAGCUGCUGAUAAAGCAACAAGGAGGUCCUAUUCGGGCCUACGACAUACUUCGCGGAGAAGGGUUCACAGUCAACGACACGAAUCACUUCCGUCCCAGCGGAUUCGUGUUCUACGAUGUAAGGCAAAGGGCCCCGGCCGAUGAAAACGACGCGCAGACGAACGAUUCAGUGGAUGCCAGCGAACCCACAGUGUUUCCGAGGCACAAGCUCGCCUACCGGCCACGCAAGUUCUUCACCAUAUCGCGCACCUGCAUAGAGUUUUGGGAGCUCACGAGAUACAGCCUCCGGCGAACGCGGCAGCUCUUUAUACAAGGCAUGGACAACCCAGACAUCUGCUGCCACUCACUCUGGGCCAACCUGCUGUUCGUUCGGGCGCACCAAGUGCAGCCCUUUGACGAGAACGGGUCAGACGAACCUCUGAUGGAACGUUUCCGACAGUCCACCAUCUACUUUCAGAAACCCUUGCUCAGGAACCGCAGCGACCGCGUCCACACGCCCACUAAGGCGGGGCCGGGAUGCUGCGAGGUGGACAUCUUCGCCGCUGACAUCGAUGUGUAUACUAAGCACAGUGUCCUCCUCUUCUCUCUCGACGGAUCGUCGUACUUCGGCAAAAUCGACCGUGAGGUCUGCGGCGCGCACCUUAGGUCCCUCGCCGUCUCCCAGGACCUCUCCGUGAUCGCUUGCGGAAACAACGCAGGUAUCGUCAGACUGGUGCGCAUGCCCAACCAGAUCCAAAAUUACCAUUGCCAAAACGAAGUGUCAUUGUGCGGAUGA